Molecule: messenger RNA, 1395 nt
Organism: Talaromyces atroroseus
Lineage: Eukaryota; Fungi; Ascomycota; Eurotiomycetes; Eurotiales; Trichocomaceae
Exons: 5
Coding region: 1-1395 (464 amino acids)
Source: RefSeq, a predicted model, not a curated record
AUGACUCCAUACGAAGUAUUGACCCAUCUUUCAGACAAGGUGAUACCAGCUGCCCUCACAGACCAGCAAAAACCCAUCGAUAACAUCCGUACUCGCACCUUCUUCAUCGUCGACAAUUGCCUAGACGAAACCACGCUCAAAAAUGCCCUUGAUUCCCUGAUCCGCCACCAUUGGCGCAAACUAGGGGCACGCCUGGUAAACCGGUCCUCAGAUGGACUGCUGGAAUAUCGUCUUCCACACAAAUUCGACGAUGACUACCUCUUGUUUAAGUGGUCGUCCACCGAAUUCAAUCAUCCCAUAGACGAAUGCCCCGAGUUGAAACUAUUUCAUCACCCUCCUCCGGCCGAAGAUGGAGUUGCGAUCUUGGAUCCCGUCAGUGAAAUAGAGAAGGUAGUUAGGCCGGAUUCGUGGCCCCUGGAGCGAAAAGAUGAACCUCCAGAUGCGCCCAUGCUCUACAUACACCUGUCUCUUUUCACCGACGCAACAGUUAUCGCGACUAGUGUUCCACAUCCGCUUUGCGAUCAGUUCGGCCUCUCAAAUAUCAUGCGAGCCUGGCUGGGUCUCACCAGGGGCGAAACGCCCACACCAAUGGUCGGCUAUAACCAGGACGUACUGGCUACUGGGAAGGAAUACAACGAUUAUCCGAGCGCCGAAACGGCCAGAAAGGGAAAAGUCAGGUUAUUCUUGCCACUGGAGUACUGGCUUGUGGUGUUGUACUUCAUUCCCGAAGUCAUUAUCCAUCCUAAGGAAGAAUCAAGCAUUAUCUUUUUUCCACGUCCCUGUUUACAGCGGCUACGUGAGCGGUACACUGCAGACCUAACCGAGAAGUACGAUCUCAAUCCAGGCCUAAGCAACAAUGAUAUUAUUUUCGGUGUUCUUACAAAGCUGGCUCGCAUGCACGAUCCAUGGGCUCGGACAAUGACAUUGACACAAAAUAUGAAUCGUAAAUUCCCCCUCCUUAUUCUCCUUAUUCUCGUUCUCUUACGAGGCCGCGUUCCCCAGCUAUCAAGCGAUGAGCAGAAGCUUGGAUUUCUUCACAACGCCUUAUACCCUGGAACCGCACGCAUACGUGUCAAUUCAUCCACUCCAGCUAGUGAUAUCGCUUACCUCAGUCGUCAAAUUAUAAAUGAAGCGACCGAACCAGAUUCUAAAGGAAUUGAGAUCGGCAUGGCUGUAACUCGCGAAAAGGUUCGACGGGGACAGCCAACGCAUGUCUGUGAGCCAUUUGAUCGAUCCUACGGUACGACCAACUGGUGUGCUGCCUGGAGAGGAUUAGACUUGAGCUGUGGUACUGGAACUGCUCGUAGUAGUACCGGCAGCAUAGCGGAUGGAGGAAGCUCGAAGAUGUUGAUUCUCGGACAGAGUAAGGAGACAAAAGCUCCUGGACGAUGUUAG